Molecule: messenger RNA, 1107 nt
Organism: Caenorhabditis angaria
Lineage: Eukaryota; Metazoa; Nematoda; Chromadorea; Rhabditida; Rhabditidae
Source: the annotation of a GenBank genome assembly
AUGCUUCUUCUCCCAAAUGAAUCAUGUAUUUCCACAAAACCUUGGACAGUAAUUGUUUUCACUGAUGGAUUAUCAUUAUCAUCUCUGCCACUUUAUUUUCUAACUUUUUAUAUUUUGAUUUUCAAAUGUCCUCCAGUUUUCAACAAAUAUCGAAUUCUUCUUCUUCGACAUUUAGUUUGUUGUUUUUUCAUGGAAUUUAAUAUGACAAUUAUUUGGCAAUUGAUUAUUAUAAUGCCAUUGAACACACUUUGCGCAAAUUCAAUCGCUUACAAUUUUCCAAAGAUGGUUUUCUAUAUUCAAAUCCACAUGAUGCUUUUUACAGCAAUUACCAUCUUUGAUUUAUCUGAUUAUCGAUUGAAAGUUGUUAAAACUGGAAGCCAAGAAAAAUUAGUGAAGCGAAUCAAUUUUUUCAAAUAUUUCACAUAUUUUUCAUUUUCAAUUACCAUGUCAUUUUUAUAUAUUUCUUAUGGAUCAAUCACAAAUGAAAAGUCAUAUAAGUUGCGAGUCCAACAGGUUUUUUGAAAAUAAAAUUUGGAAACUCUCUUUCUUUAUCACAAUGUUUUCAGAAAUUUGGAAAUUUGCCUGAUUUUGUUUGGUGUGACAAUUGUAUUUUCUUUGAUGACUCAUCAAAUAUAAUCAUAAUAUUUUUUAUUUCCGGAAUGAUUUCAGUUACAUUAGCCUUCUUUUAUUGUAUUAUAACAGCUUAUGCAUCAUUUUCAGCAUUGAAUGAAAUGAAAAAAUCAUUUUCUGUGAAAACUUUGGAAGUUCAAAAAAACUUUCUAAUAAGUUUAUUAAUAAUGGUAUACAGUAGUUUGGAAUGGGAAUUCCGAGAAUUUCAACAAAAUAACACUGUGUUUCAGAACGCCAUUCAUCUUUUAUUUAUUGCAAUUCCGUGCUUGAUUUUUUUCAUUGGUUGUUUUUCGUCAAUUUCAUACGAUCUCAUGUGUAAGUUGAGAAAAAUGUUCCUAUUUACGUAUAAAUUUUCUGAUUUCAGUCAUUAGCUAUGUUUGUGUUUCUUUAAUUACUCAACAUGGAUCUGCGUCAACUUUAAUUCUUCUGACAACAAAUAAAGCCUUACGAAAUGUGAUUAAAAGUUUUUGGAAAUAA